AUGACAUCGGAACAGCCGAAGCCCCCAUCAAUUCGAAGCUGGCUGGCAGCCGUCGCAACGCUACUUGUAUUGCUGCUGCUAUGGAUUGUUGCGGCGUCGUUGAUAAUUCAAACUCAUUCGUGGAAGAGAGAGAUGAAGGUCGAGUUCGAGGAGUUUCAGGUGGGAAAAUUACCAAAGAAUUGCAUUUGUGACACACAGAUUUUUAAAAUUUUUAUACGACUUGGAGCUUUAGCAAAUAAAAUUUGAAAGAUAUUUGAACGUAUCAUCUCAAGCAAUUCUUUGACUAACGACUAUUUCUAGGACAUUACGAACACCGCCUGGGACGUAAUCGUCGGCAUGAGAAAUGCACGGCAAAAGGAACUGUUUGCCUCCAAAACCAACAGCUUUGUUAGGUCGAAACGACAGUACCGUCAGGAGAGAAAUCAAUGUUCCAGUAAGAAGACGAUGUAAAAUCACAAGCAUGCUUUAGAAUGCGCUGAGACCUUGCAAACCUGUCCUCCGGGCCCGGUUGGUCCGGCCGGUCCGCCCGGCGAUCCGGGCUACCCCGGCGAGGACGGAGAAGACGGUCGGCUUGGUGCGCCAGGCCUAGCUCUGGUCCUAAACAACGAUGCACCCGGAUGUAUUUUGUGCCCGGCAGGACCACCCGGCCCUCCCGGAUCUCCCGGCCCAAUGGGCGAAAAAGGAGCGGUCGGGGAGCCGGGCGAGCCCGGAAUUCCAGGCCUGACUGGUGUUCAAGGCAGCAUGGGGCCUCCCGGAUCACGAGGCUACCCCGGAACCACUGGAACUCCCGGAGAGCCGGGAGAAAAUGGAACGCCAGGGCAGAGGGGUCGAGGGAAAGUGGGACAGCCCGGAGUACCCGGAAAACCUGGCCUAGCCGGAGAACCUGGUCUUAUAGGGGCGCCAGCGGGCAGUGGACCGCUUGGCCCGGCUGGACCUCCAGGAUUACCGGGGGAACCCGGAGUUCCGGGGGUUGAUGGAGCGACAGGAACGGUGAGAAAGCUAAAAGGACAUUAGAAAUCUUACAUUAGAAGUUUUUGAUGACUAAACAUUAGAUAUGGUGCUCGAAGGGGGGUGAAGUUAUAGUCAUCAUUUUUAGCCCGGCCCACCUGGCCCUCCAGGAAAGGACGCUGAAUAUUGCGAAUGCCCGGAUCGGAAUGGAAACGGUGGAAAUUUGGGUGGGAAGGAAGAUGAAGACGACGACGGGCUUGGCCAAAAAGCAAAACCUCGCGGGAAAGGAAAGGGAAAACAUCGACGGAAACACGGCCGAGGAGAUGAUGAAGAUAGCCGAGAAAGUGGGCGAGGUCAUGGCCAUGGAAAAGGAAGAGGACGAGGCGAUGACGAGAGCCGAGAACAGAGUCGAGGCCAUGGAAGGCAUGGGCAUGGUAGAGGAAGAGGCGAAGAUAGUAGGGAAGGAAAUAGAAAUGGCGGCAGAGGAGGGCAUAAUCAUGGAGAACCUGACCUAACCUUCGCUGCUCAAGCGGCAAUGGAGGAAUAUGCGGUGAGUUUCUGAAAUCACAGAGGAUGGUCAAAUGGACUAUCGUUUUGUAUUGAUAAUACGCUUUUCAAAAGUGCGUAGAUCUUCUGUCGCGGCGCAUAUUGUAUUUUGCCUCUUUUCGCACGGUGCGCGGACUAUUAUAUUUUUGAAAGAAAAAGGUUUACGAAUUUUGGAAUUACUGACAAGGGAAGUCACUUUUUUCGCAGAUCGAUCCAUACUGGUGACCUAGUGGACAGUGAAGGCCUCAGGCUGUGUAAGAAGAAUCUGGCGUCCAAAAGUGUUUACGGGCCCUGAGGGCAGAGUUAUGGCUCAUCAAAGUUCGCGCAAAAAAGGUUCCGAAAAGACCCUCCAAAAAAACGUGAUCGGAGAUGUGAGCUUCGGUAGCAGAGUGGUUCGCAGAUUUUUCUUUUGUCUGGAAGGGCCAGGGUUCGAUUCCUCUUCCCGGCAAUAACUAAAAACAAUAUUGUAAGAGUAGCGUAAGUUACAAAAAAAAUGUUUUGAAAUAUUUUUUGAAAAAUUUUAUUAUCCUGUCGUUAAAAAAAUGACGAUUUUGUUCAUAUCGUCCCUAAAUUUAUCAUCUGCCCAGACAGCAAGCGUUUGACUCAAACGCUUCAGCAUGAUAUCACGAUCACCAAGGACGUCUUAUAAAACAUCAGAGAUAUACAUAUUGAGAAUCCCAGUCCUACCUUUACGCCAAGGUUCCCGCAGUUUUCUCCAAUGAUACGGCGUCUUAAUCCACCGUAGUCGCCGCAUUAUUCCAGAAAUUGAAUGCGAUCCUCGGUGGAAAAAUGCCCUCGCAUCCCUCACUGUGUCCAAGCUCACAACGACUUCCCCAAGUUUUAACGACAGGAUAAUAACAUUUUUCAAAAAAUAUUUCAAAACAAUUUUUUUGUAACUUACGCUACUCUUACAAUAUUGUUUUUAGUUAUUGCCGGGAAGAGGAAUCGAACCCUGGCCCUUCCAGACAAAAGAAAAAUCUGCGAACCACUCUGCUACCGAAGCUCACUUCUCCGAUCACGUUUUUUUGGAGGGUCUUUUCGGAACCCUUUUUGCGCGAACUUUGAUGAGCCAUAACUCUGCCCUCAGGGCCCGUAAACACUUUUGGACGCCAGAUUCUUCUUACAUAGCCUGAGGCCUUCACAGUCCACUAGGUCACCAGUAUGGAUCGAUCUGCGAAAAAAGUGACUUCCCUUGUGAGAGGUUUGACAACUGCAAUUUCUUUUCAGACUUCCCACGGUCGCCAACCCGGCCAAUCGCCAUUUGUGCAGCCCGGCCAACUGCUCACUGGCAUUCCUCCUGAAGAUCCCGCUCGCUCAACACCGUUCGAUCGCAAACGCAGGAUAAUCCGACAAAGAAAACUGAGGUUCAGCAAGCUGUUGUUUGACAAAGCCUACAGCUAA
Messenger RNA from Bursaphelenchus xylophilus (pine wood nematode), 2895 nucleotides. The record is from the annotation of a GenBank genome assembly. Lineage: Eukaryota; Metazoa; Nematoda; Chromadorea; Rhabditida; Aphelenchoididae.